Messenger RNA from Rhizophagus irregularis DAOM 181602=DAOM 197198, 2416 nucleotides. RefSeq lists its product as uncharacterized. Gene Ontology annotation, cellular component: cytoplasm; mitochondrion. Gene Ontology annotation, biological process: prolyl-tRNA aminoacylation. Lineage: Eukaryota; Fungi; Glomeromycota; Glomeromycetes; Glomerales; Glomeraceae. The record is from RefSeq and is a predicted model, not a curated record. Gene Ontology annotation, molecular function: proline-tRNA ligase activity; ATP binding.
UUUUUCGUGGGGUGAUAGAAAAGUUGAUAUGUAUAAAAAUUAAUGGUUUGUUAUUAUUACUAGAAGUCAUGGUUAAGCCGGAUACUAUGAUUUAAUGAAUUUCAAGAAAAGAUAGCCAUUUAGAAGAAAUACUCAUGAACGUGAUCGGAAUGUCGAUCAUUUUGGCCAAAAUUAACGAUGUACUAAUUCUGGCCAAACUUGUAGUUCUAGCGAAAUUAAAAUUAAAAAUUAAUCCGGAUGAUUUUCUAGUUUCUACCCAUCGCGAAAAUUUUUUUUCAGUAAAAAUGUUCAAAACACGGUCGUUUUGUUUAUAUAAACAGUUGGCACAAUUAAUUAUACAGAAGCGAUAUUUUACCUCGGCAAGUUAUAGCAACAGAACAUGUUUGUCAAAAAUAUUUCUUCCAACCACAAAAAACGUAUCAAAUAUAAAGAGUAAACAGAAACAUGAGCAAGAGGAAAAUAUUAUUUGUGAGAGUUACCGUCUCAUGAUUCGCGCUGGGUUGAUAAGACGGUCCUCUUCAGGAAUGUAUUCGCUCUUACCACUAGCUUUACGUUCACUUGAUAAAAUAGAAAGAAUAAUAGAUUUUGAAAUGACAAGUAUUGGUGCACAAAAAUUAUCUCUCUCUAUCCUGUUAAGCGCUAGUACUUGGAAACAGACAGGACGUUGGAAGUCAGCUGGUAGCGAGCUAUUUCGUCUCAAAGAUAGGAAAGGGUCGGAAUAUUGCCUCGCCCCAACACAUGAAGAAGAAAUUACUCAACUAGUCGGACACGAAAUUGCGUCAUACAGACAACUUCCAUUACGAUUAUACCAAAUAGGUAAAAAAUAUCGAGAUGAAAUGCGUCCUCGUUAUGGCUUACUUCGCGGACGGGAAUUUAUUAUGAAAGAUUUAUAUACAUUUGACACUAGCGAAGAAGCAGCCCUAAGAACAUACGAGGAAGUCUUGAUUGCAUAUAAAAAUAUUUUUAAUAAGAUUGGAGUUCCUUUUGUUAUUGCAGAUGCAGAUUCAGGAAAUAUUGGAGGGACUAAAUCACACGAAUUUCAUUUUUUAUCUCAAGUUGGAGAAGAUAUGAUAUUAACUUGUUCAAAUUGUGGAUAUUCAGCGAAUGAAGAGAGAGCAUAUGGUUCUCUUCCCUUAACAAAACAAGCAGGAAAUGGAGUUAAUAAGAAACCAAUAUUUAACUUUGGAAUUAGCAAAAAUAAUAGGCUCAUAAUCUGCAUAUUAGGAUCCGGCUAUGUUCUAAACGUAUUUAAAUUGAAAGCCGCUGCGAGUGAGAAUUCUUUUGAAGAUAUUCAAAUAGUGAAUGAUAUUAAAGAUAUUCAAAUUAAUAAUAAUUUCAAUGAAAUUGAUAUUUAUAUCGACAUUACCUUUCAAACAAAUUUACCCGAUUUAGAAUUAUUUUUGUCUAACAAACUGUUUGAUGAAAAUAUAUACAAAUUAAUACAAAGUAAUAAACAUAUUAUCACUAUGCAUCAUGGCGACUUUCAUAAUACCUCUCCAGGUGAUGGAUGUCCUAUAUGUUCCAUGUCUUCGGUCUCACAUAAUAAUCCUCUUAUUGGUCAUAAUGCUAUUGAAGUUGGUCACACUUUUCUCUUAGGUACGAAAUAUUCAGAACCUUUAAAAGCUACAUUUGCACCUGAAACUCCUCAAAAUAUGGGAGAACUUAGGCCGAUUCAAAUGGGUUGUUAUGGUAUUGGGAUUUCAAGAAUGCUUGCUGCGAUUAUUGAAUCCUCAUAUGAUGAGCAUGGCAUAAUCUGGCCAUCAUCUGUUGCACCUUAUAGAGUUUGUAUUAUCCCAAAUUCAGAUGAACCACUAAUACAACAAGCAACACGGAAUUUAUUCGAUUUAUUAACUUCAAUCAGUCAUGAAUUGAACGGUGAAGUGCUUAUUGACGAUAGAACAAAUUUGUCUUUAGGUUACCGUAUAAAAGAUUCAGAAUUAGUUGGUUAUCCAUGGAUGAUGAUAUUAGGGAAGAGAUUUUUAGAAAGCGGAAGAGUUGAAAUACAUGAAAGACGUACCAGGAAGAUUCUUGAUGUAAAUUUUGAUGAAAUAAAAAAUAUUUUUUUAACAUAAAUAUAUAGUAAAUUAUUCAGCUUUACCUUUUUUUACCUAAAUUUUGAAAUGAUAGCCUUUUAAUUUAUUUCCCACUUUAAAUGUCAAUAACUUUUACUUUUUAAAUUUCAAAAUUAAAAAAAAGACUAUCCCUUAAACCAUAAGCAAUUGCAGGCAAAUUUGCCCACAAUUUUACCAAAAUUUCAACUCUCAUCUAAUUUUAUAAAAAAUAAACAAUUUUAAUAAAAUUUUUUCCAAAAUAGUUUAAAAUAUAUUGUGCAGCAAUUAUUAUCAUUUAUUAAUUAUAUAUUAGAAAAUCGAAAAUUACCCAUUGGUCAAAAGUUGUAUUUUAAGAUAAUCACAAA